Molecule: messenger RNA, 1254 nt
Organism: Erythranthe guttata (spotted monkey flower)
Lineage: Eukaryota; Viridiplantae; Streptophyta; Magnoliopsida; Lamiales; Phrymaceae
Product: Ribosomal protein S5 family protein
Biological process (GO): translation
Cellular component (GO): mitochondrial small ribosomal subunit; ribosome
Molecular function (GO): structural constituent of ribosome; RNA binding
Source: RefSeq, a predicted model, not a curated record
UUUCAUCAUCCAAAACCAGAAUCCGGGGUUUCAAUUCUAUCCUUCCCCCCCCCCCACUGAACUCACUUUCCACCACCAAUCAACCACCGCAACUAAAAUGGCAGCCGCUUCCGCCACCGCCCUCUCCGCCGCCUUAUCGUCCCUCUCCCUCAACCGCAAACCCUCCCUCUCCUCCUCCCACCACCGCCAUUCCGCCGCCGCAAAAACCCCCCUCCCCCUCAUCUCCAACAAUUCCCUCCGCAGACUCCCCCCACCCAAGGUCAACCCCGCCGACCUACAAACCACAAUCUACCCCGACGAUGACCCGGAGGGAGUCUCCACAUUCAGCCCGCCGGAGCGCCCGGAGGACUUCAUCGCGCCGCCGUCGUUCGACGACGGACCAAUGGAGUCGGAGGAGGACAUCGCGAGAGCCUACGAAGAAAUCUACGGCCCCGCGUACAGCGGCGAGACUCUCCUCGGCAACGAUGUGUACGUAAUGGACGCUAAGGUGAAGAAGGCAACCGGGUUCGGGUCAAAAACUAAGAAAGAGAAAGUCAGAGAUGGGUUUGAUGAACGGGUGGUUCAGGUGAGGAGGGUUACGAAGGUUGUGAAGGGAGGGAAGCAAAUGCACUUCCGUGCUAUUGUUGUCGUCGGCGAUAAACAAGGCAAUGUCGGCGUCGGUGUCGGAAAGGCCAAGGAGGUGGUUUCCGCUGUCCAGAAAUCGGCCCUUAAUGCUAGACGGAACAUCGUCAGCGUGCCCAUGACGAAAUACAAGACGUUUCCUCACAGAUCUGAAGCAGACUAUGGGGCAGCAAGAGUGAUGCUUCGACCAGCUUCACCAGGUACAGGUGUCAUCGCCGGAGGGUCAGUCCGGAUAGUUCUAGAACUCGCCGGAGUCGAGAACGCCCUCGGAAAACAGCUAGGCAGUAACAACGCUCUAAACAACGCAAGAGCCACAGUUGUUGCUGUACAGAAGAUGAGACAGUUUCGUGAAGUGGCCGAAGAACGCGGCAUUCCCAUGGAAGAAUUGUGGAAGUGAUUCUAUUCAUUAUUAUUACACAAACUUAAUUAAUUAAUUGUCUGUUCUUUUUUGUAGAGAACUAAAUCAAAGUUGUUGUUGCCAAUUUUCUCUUGUUGUUGUGUGAGUAAGAAAUUGUUUAUCUUGUUUUCAGUCCAGAAACAGUGUUGUCUUUUAUCUCUGUCUGUUGAUUACUGUAUUCUCUGUCUUAAUGGGAUAAUGCAUUUUGUAUAGUAUUUCCAGAGGCUGUUUUAUUG